AUGGCGCGCUGGCUCGGCGUCCGGUCGUCGGUCACGUUGGCGGUGCACGGGUGCGGCGUCAGCGUUUACUUGACAUACUCCCAUCUGUCCCAGCACGAGUUGACGCACGGAGAAAAGAACGUGGAAUGCAAGGAGUGCGGCAAAAAGUUCCAUAACCUAGUGCGGUUACAACGCCACGCGAGGAGGCACGAGGCGGUGCCACGGUUCCGCUGCCACUUCUGCGGGAAAGGAUUCUAUGCGAGGGAGGACAUACAGCUGCAUAUUAGGACCCACACAGGCGAGAAGCCGUUCCAGUGCUGGCUGUGUCCCGCGCGCUUCGCGCACCGCGGCAACGUCUCCGUCCACGUGCGCAACGUGCACCAGCGCGACGCCGUGCGCGCGCCCGACGCCGGCGCCAGUCACACGCUGACAGUUGACAGGAGACUUGUCACGCCGGCGUCGGUGUCACCUACGGACAGCUUAUAA
Ostrinia furnacalis (Asian corn borer) is the source of this 465-nucleotide messenger RNA. Its product is annotated as gastrula zinc finger protein XlCGF17.1-like. Gene Ontology annotation, molecular function: DNA-binding transcription factor activity, RNA polymerase II-specific. NCBI's taxonomy places the organism in Eukaryota, Metazoa, Arthropoda, Insecta, Lepidoptera, Crambidae. The record is from RefSeq and is a predicted model, not a curated record. Gene Ontology annotation, biological process: regulation of transcription by RNA polymerase II. The coding region runs from base 1 to 465 and encodes 154 amino acids. The transcript has 4 exons. Gene Ontology annotation, cellular component: nucleus.